UCUACAAAGCAAUUGCUUUUCAUGUAAGACGAGUAAGAGGCAUGGGUCAGGGAGGAAAAUAAACCACCGCGGGGGCGUCCUCGGUGCUCCAGGUCAGACGUAGCCCUUCUCCGUGGGCUGUAGAAAGCGGCGACUCCCGGCUCAGUCCAAACUUCAAGGCUCCGCCCCUUACGCUCACCCCGGAGACCGAGCGUGCGUGGGCGCGUCUACGUGUGGGCGUGCAGAUGGUGACGGCCAUGUUUACUCUGAGCUGCGGCAGGCGUUUCAGGUAUUGGUAGGCUGGGGUCUCAGGAGACUCGUAGCGUGCUGGUGGCCCUUCGUGCCUCCGGCGGACGCUCUGGGACGAUUCCCCCUUCGUAGAGCUUGGACCACAGGGGUUCGGGCAGCAGCUCAGGGAAAGGGUGGGUUGGCUUCCUCCGCUUUCCGAAAGAGCCCCCCAAAUCCCCCUUUGUGCCCUUUCUUUAGAAAGAAAAGCAUCUCUCCGUCAUUGGCGUUGCAGACUUAGGCCCCAGCGUCCCCACCAGCCCGGCAGUUCCUCCCGUCGGCCCCGGGGACCACUCCGUGGGAAUGUUCCGACGUGGGUGUACGUUAUUGAAGUUUGAGAGAUGGCUAAUGAGUGAUGCUUGAUGACAGAUGAGUAAUGCUUAUUGCUAAAGAUUGAAGAUAUGAGGCAAGACUUCCUGUUACUACUUAAUCAAGAGGAAUUAAGAUUGAAACUCACUGUCUUAAAAAGACUUUGGGAGCAAGAAGUGUUGAGGCAGAUUUCUCAGUCAGACUCACAGGAUGCCAGCCACUGAUCUCCCCUUGUGGUUGUCUUUCUUAAGACUUUUCCUGUCUCCGUGAAGAGAAGUGAGAGGGGGGAAAGGGUUAUGACUGGAUGUCUGAUGCAUUAUUCUCAGUGGUGGAAGUGGUGAUUGCCUGCUGCUAGAAUGUUUGGGACUGUUUAAGUCCCAGCGACUUUUAAGGAUGUAGCUGUGGAAUUCAACCAGAAGGAGUGGACUUUGCUGGUUCAAACUCAGAGAAACCUGUACGAUAUGAUGCUGCAGAACUACAAGAAUCUGGUUGCAGUAGAUUAGGAGAUUUGUCUAAAUGCCAAAUGGUCAUCACCUGAGCAGAAUAUUUUGCAAGGGAAAAUUCCUACAUGGUGGAAGUGAACUCUGCCUGGUCAGCAGGGAGUCACAGAGGAGGCAGAAUGGAUGCGGAAUUGCUGACAACUUGGUCACAGGACUUGGUGACCUUUGAGGAAGUGGCAGUGGACUUCUCCCCAAAGGAGUGGGCACUGCUGAGCCUUGCUCAGAAAAUCCUGUACAGAGAUGUGAUGAUGGAGACCUUGAGGCAUGUGGCCUCUGUGGGGUAUUAUCUCUGCAAACACAGUCUGGUAACUGAAGUAGAGCAGGAAGAGCUGAGGACAGAAGAAAGAAGAAAUCUCCAAGUUGAGCCAGAUCUCCAAAUCUCCUGUUCAGUUUCAGACUCAGCUACUCAACUUAAACCAAAACAUGUAAUUCCUAUGCAGGAUGUUGCUGGGGAAAAGACUUCCAAUGGCAUAAAAAUGGCAACAACUUGCCCUGGUGAGAAAUCCUUGGAAUCUGAUCACUGUAGAAAAUUCUUCAGAAAGAACUGUCCCCUUAUUGGUACAAGGUAUCACAAGGGAGAAAAAUGCUGCAAAUACAAAGAAUAUGGGAAAGACUUUGGCUGUUCCUUAACUCUUCAGAGUCAUGUGAAUACUCGCACCAAAGAGAAAAUUUUCGACUUUAAUGAUUGUGACAAAGCUUUCAAUCAAGAGGCCUCCCUUAGGGAGCACUUCAGAACUCCCACUGGAGAGAGACUUUAUGAGUAUAAUCAGUAUCUUGCGUCUCUCAGUUUACAGCCUUCCUUUUUGGUGCAUGUGCAAAAACCUACUGGAGAGAGACUGUAUGACUGCAGUGACUCUGGAAAAAGAUCUUCCCACAGUGUGCAUGAGAAAUUGUGUACUGUGGAAGAAAGCUCAAAACAUAACGAACAGGAGAAGGUUUUCAUGGGCCCCUGGUCCCUUCAGAAAUGUGUGAGACCUCCCGCUGGAGAGAAACCUUUUCAAUGUAGUGACUGUGGGAAAAUCUUCAUCUUUCACUCCUCCCUCAAGAAACACGUGAGAUCACACACUGGAGAGAAACCUUAUGAGUGUGAUCAUUGUGGAAAAUUCUUCAGCCAGAGCUCUCAUCUUAAUGUGCACAGAAGAACACACACUGGAGAGAAACCCUAUGACUGUAAGGAAUGUGGCAAGGCUUUCACCGUGCCCUCAUCCUUGCAAAAACACAUGAGAACCCACACUGGAGAGAAGCCCUAUGAGUGCAGUGACUGUGGAAAGGCCUUUAUUGAUCAGUCAUCCCUUAAGAAACAUCGACGCUCUCACACUGGAGAGAAGCCUUAUGAGUGUAAUCAGUGUGGAAAAUCCUUCAGCACAGGCUCUUACCUUAUUGUGCACAAGAGGACGCACACUGGAGAGAAAACCUAUGAAUGUAAAGACUGUGGGAAGGCCUUUAGGAAUUCCUCUUGCCUGCGGGUCCAUGUGAGGACUCACACAGGGGAAAAGCCCUAUAAAUGUGUUCAUUGUGGAAAAGCAUUCAGCACCAGCACUAACCUUAUAAUGCACAAGCGAAUACAUACAGGGCCAAAGCUAUAUGAAUGAAAUGGCUACAGGCUAGCCUUAAGAGGUCCUUCACACCUCACUCCGCAGUUUAGAAUUCACGCUGUAGAGAAACCUUUGGUGACCAAUGUUGAAACACAUAUUAUACUGGCCAGUCUUGUAAGUGUUAGAGUUCUGUGAUUAUCUUUAUUGGUGAGUGUUUCAUCCUUAAAGUUUGACAACUCAUCACUUGAUGAGUAUUAAAUGUAGUGUAGCACUCUAAAUUUCCCUUGAUUUACAUCACAAAAGUUUUGAUAGAUAAUGUUUUCAUUGUAACUUAGUACUAAAUAUUGUCUACUUUUCAUCAAAGUGUCUUGGACAUAUAGAUUAUUUAGAAAUGUGUUUUUUAAUGUGCAGACUCUGCCUAUUUUAGUUACACAUUUGUAAUUUAAUUGCAUUGUGCACUGAAUAUAUGUUCUUCAUGAUAUAGAUUCUAAAUGGCAUAAAUUCAGACAGAAAAUUGUUGGAGAUUUGCUUUGUGGCCUAAUGUGUCAUAUACAACAAGGUGCUGUCCCAAAAUCCAUUGCCAUUUGUGACUGCAGUGACUUACAGUAAGUCACUUUAAGUCA
Messenger RNA from Phyllostomus discolor (pale spear-nosed bat), 3231 nucleotides. Its product is annotated as zinc finger protein 177-like. Gene Ontology annotation, biological process: regulation of DNA-templated transcription. The coding region runs from base 1142 to 2665 and encodes 507 amino acids. NCBI's taxonomy places the organism in Eukaryota, Metazoa, Chordata, Mammalia, Chiroptera, Phyllostomidae. The record is from RefSeq and is a predicted model, not a curated record. The transcript is spliced from 10 exons.